This is a messenger RNA of Crotalus tigris (Tiger rattlesnake), 3985 nucleotides long. RefSeq names its product Rho guanine nucleotide exchange factor 16 (gene ARHGEF16). The transcript is spliced from 15 exons. Gene Ontology annotation, molecular function: protein binding; guanyl-nucleotide exchange factor activity. Lineage: Eukaryota; Metazoa; Chordata; Lepidosauria; Squamata; Viperidae. The record is from RefSeq and is a predicted model, not a curated record. Gene Ontology annotation, biological process: activation of GTPase activity. The coding region runs from base 1278 to 3353 and encodes 691 amino acids.
GGCCCCAACAGAUCUAAUCAGUGUCCCUUGAAAGCAUUGGAAGGAAUGCGGGUGGAGUUAACACAAUACAUGCUCCGGUCCUCUCCCUGCAGAGGUUGUGUCCCCGCAACACCCUUGCCCCAACCCUGUUCAAGGCAAAGCUGUUCCUUUCACACAACCAGCUCUCCAAGACUCACCCUCGGCUGUGAACUCUCAUCAGUGUCAGUUCACGCAAGGCAGAGUGGCCUCCUUGUCCCUACUGGGUUAGAAUCCCGCCGGGUGGGAUCCUGAUUCUGCCCCAUCUGAUUAAGAGCAGGGAUGGGAGACCACCAGGAAAUGACUCCGAUUGGGAAGUUGAAAGUUAUCCUGGAAAAACAGGAGAGCAAACCAUGGUUAUAUUGCUAGCGAGGAAGCUAGCUGGAUCUGCCGUUGGCAAGAAUCCCGGUCUCUUCCUUUCCGCUCCAGUUAGUGUCCAACACUUGGCCAUACUUACACGGUAGAAAAUUAAUAUUUUAAAUUGUUUUGCACAGAGCUUGGACAAAGAAUGGGGGCGUCUUUCUGCUUCCCGAAUGGCCUGUUUGUCAUUUAACGCCGCAUUUUCUCUAACUUGGGCACGUGAAGAUGGAUGGACUUCAACUCCCAGAAUCCCCAUUGGUGGGGAAUUCUGGGAGCUGAACUCCCACCCAUCUUCAAGGGCCCAAGUUGGAGAAACACUUUUAACAGCUGGAUUACAUCACUGCAGUUUUGCGAUUUCUCCAGCUUGCAACGCCGCCGAUGCUCUUCCCCUCCCGCAGGAUUUCAAGAGGAGAAUUUUGGGGUGGGAUCUGGGUGUGCACAAUCACAACUGCUGUUGUGCAGCAAGGAUGGUCCCUAAACUGACUUCAACACCCGCCUGAUGAGAGCUGUGUGCAGCUGUGCCUCGCCCCGAAGCCAGAUGAACGCGGUUCAAACCAAGCCCAAAAAAGGCUCGGCCGAUUAAUCUCUUGUAAACAAUGUUGGAUUGUACACACACCCUGCAAAUCGGACAGGGGGGAUGUUGGUUUGCACCUUGCCUGUGCUUGCUUUAGUUCCCUCCGGUCUGCUUGGGGGUGCUUGGUGGAGGGUCCCAAAAAGUUUCUUGUGUUGAAGUGGCUUUUUGUUUUAUUUUGGGGGGGGAUCCUCGACCCCAGCUGUGAGAUGACUGGGCAUCCUUCAAACAUCAGCUUUCUCCAGCUGCGUUGCCACCCUCCAGUUUUCAGCCUUGCGGGGAUGCAAAGGUGCUGAUCUUGAAACCGCUGCAUGGGGUGUUCGGGAUCGACAUGGCCCAACGGCAUUCAACCGCCUUUCCAGGGGACCAAGGUUCCCUCCUGGACCAUCAACCCAUCAGCAACAACGGCUUGUCUCCAGGUGGGAAACGCACCUCUGUGACCUCGUUGGAGGAUGCCGGCCCCCCGCCCAAGCCCUCUCCCCCGCUCUCCAUUCCGCGGUUGGUCGUCCUGAGCACGGAGAGCCCGGCGGCCCUCAAGGUGGGCACCCAGCAGCUCAUCCCCAGGAACUUAGCCGAAGACCCCAAGUGCAAGCUUCCCGCCCGCCCCCAGAGCUUCUCCGAUGGAGUGGUGGGGGGCAGAGAGGGGGCCCGCUGCGACCCCAAGCGCCUGUCGGCACCCAGCCUUUCCCUGGAGGACGAGUUGGACGCAGGCGAGGGGACACUGAAGCGCAACCUCCGCAGCAUGUCCUACCGGGCAGCCAUGAAGGACCUGCAGAACGGGGCAGGAGCCGAGCCGGUCAGGGCCCCGGGGGGUCUCAAGCCGGUGCUGGAAGACGCCAAGCCCCCCCCUAGCCAGGCCCCGGCCAGGAACAAGCGGACUCUGGGGCGCAAGCGUCUGCAGCACCACGGCGGUUCGUUCAAAGACGACCCCCGUUUGUAUCAAGAGAUCCGAGAAAAAGGCCUCAACUCCAUCAACCACGAGUCGGACGAUGACCUCCUCGACCUGGACGCCAUUCCUGAAGAACAUCCGCCUGCCAUCGUGGUGAAAAACUACCGUCCUGCUCACGCCACCUGGAGCCAACAGCCCGAGGUCCUGGAAAGCGGCAUCUUGGACUGGAUAACCCCAGAAGAACGUAAGAGGCAAGAGGCCAUCUUUGAGAUCAUCACCUCCGAGUAUUCCUACCUCCAUAGCCUCACCAUCCUGGUGGAGCAUUUUCUGAAAUCGGCCAGCCUGCGCGAGACCAUGACCCAGACCGAGCACCAUCACCUCUUCUCCAAUGUGGGGGACAUAUUGGCGGUCAGCAAGAGCUUUUUUGAGGACUUGGAGAAGAGGCACAGAGAGUGCGUGGUGAUUUCCAACAUCAGCAAUGUAGUGGAAGCGCACGCCUCCGGACACUUUCACCCCUACAUCAUCUACUGCUCCAACGAGGUCUACCAGCAGAGGACCCUCCAGAAGCUCUUAGCCACCAACGCCGCCUUUAAGGAGUCGUUAAAGCAAAUUGAACGGAUGCCGGAAUGCGGCGGCCUGCCCUUGUUUUCGUUCCUCAUCCUCCCCAUGCAGAGAGUGACCCGCCUGCCUCUCCUCAUGGAUACCGUUUGUCAAAAGACCUCGGUGAAGAGCACCGCGUACCGAGCCACCACCCAAGCUUUGAAGGCCCUCAGCAAGCUGGUGAAGAGGUGCAACGAGGGAGCCCACACCAUGGAAAGGACCGAACAGAUGUGUAGUUUGCAGAACCAGCUAUAUUUUGGAAAAGCCAAGAAUUUCCCCUUGAUCUCAACUUCUCGGUGGCUGUUGAAAAGGGGGGAGGUCUCUCUCCCCCCGACAGAAGAUGGGGGGAUUUUUCGGAAAGGGUCUGGGCGAGGAAGCUGCUACCUCUUUGUCUUCAAUGAUGUCCUGAUCAUCACCAAGAAAAAAAGCGAGGAGAGCUACUCCGUCCUUAACUACUCCAUGUUGGAACAUCUCUCGGUUGAGAAGAUCGAAACCCCAGACAGUCCGACCGGCCUCGGCCGCAGCGGCUACCUCUUCCGCCUCACUUUGCAAAAGGACAGUGAAGGCAAGUCGGAGGAGGUCAUCCUGGCCGCAGAAUCACGAAGCGACAGGGCCCGAUGGAUCAGCGCGUUGAUGCACCGAGAAGAAAAAGAAACCAGCACAGCAGAGAAAGGAGCACUCCAACAGGUAGAGAUCACCAGAGCUUAUCUGGCUAAGCAGGCGGACGAGAUUUCGCUCCAUCAGACCGACGUGGUCCUUGUCUUGAACAGCGAAGAGGGCUGGUAUUUGGGGGAGCGCCUGCGGGACGGAGAGAAGGGCUGGUUCCCGCGAGCCUGCGCUCAGGAAAUCACCAACCGCGACGCCGUCGAACGCAACGUCCAGCGCAUGGAACGGCUGCGCAUCGAGACCGACGUGUGAGAGGUCGGAGCGGGUCACGCCUUGAUCCCGGCGGAUGCCGAGGGAAUCGGAAGGUAUUUCAAGGGCCCAGGGGACUGCCAAGCCAGAGGCUGGACCACGUCUCUUCCUCCUGGACCGAACAAGGACUCCAUUUUUGUUUUUUAAUAAACUGGAUUGUAGGAGAACCACUGCCUUAAAAUCCACUUUUAACUCUUCCUGCCAAGAGCAGCACUUCAGAACGGGUGCUGCACCCUAAAAAAAGAGGUCGGCAACUGGCAGCCGUCGGAGAAAGCCUACCCUUUAUAUAUAUAUAUUUUUCUUUUAAACCACAGAACAAGACUCACUUUUAUGGCAAUUUUUUAAGGCUCAUCCUAUCUUAAAUCUGCUCCCUUUUCCCCAUCAUUCCCCAGGGCUCCCUUUUUAGUUAAUAUUCCCAAGAAGCUUCUGUACUAAGAGCCCCACCGUUUAAUCCUGUACAUAAUAAUAAUGUUUUUCCUCCGUAAACUGUUCAAAGAUUUCUACGACACUGUGACUGAUUCCCUUUCUCUUGUCUACACCACAGCCCGAUCCUAUGGGACCAUUGGGUGAGCUGUAUACGAUUUUACAAAAUGAUAUUCUUUGAAUAAAACUAAGUAGGGUUGGUUUUUUUUUCA